AUUCUCGUCAAAAUCCCAUCGGUUUCAUCAUUUUCUUCCUCAAGUUCCGUUUUCAGUUUUCGAUCUGAAAUCUUCAGUUUGAUCGGAAAUGGGGAAAGGCGGAGCCAUCUCCGAGAGUGUCCUGAAGAAAGUUCUCCUUUCUUAUGCCUACGUCGCGAUAUGGAUCUUCCUCAGCUUCUCCGUCAUCGUCUACAACAAGUACAUUCUAGAUCAGAAGAUGUACAAUUGGCCCUUUCCGAUCUCUCUCACCAUGAUCCAUAUGGCCUUCUGUUCCUCGAUCGCUUACCUUCUCGUUAGCGUCUUCAAAGUUGUGGAGCCAGUCUCCAUGUCCCGUGAGCUCUACUUCAAAUCUGUGGUUCCGAUCGGAGCUCUGUAUUCGCUUUCCCUCUGGUUUUCUAAUUCCGCGUAUAUCUAUCUAUCGGUUUCUUUUAUACAGAUGCUUAAGGCUUUGAUGCCCGUCGCUGUGUACUCGAUCGGAGUUUCGCUUAAGAAGGAGAAGUUUAAGUCUGAUACUAUGGCUAAUAUGGUUUCGAUCUCGCUUGGUGUUGCAGUCGCUGCGUAUGGAGAAGCGAAAUUCAAUUCAAAGGGUGUGACUUUGCAGCUUUUGGCGGUCGCGUUCGAGGCGACACGAUUGGUCAUGAUUCAGAUUUUGUUGAAUUCCAAGGGUAUUUCGUUGAAUCCCAUCACGUCGCUUUACUAUGUGGCUCCCUGUUGCUUGGUUUUCUUAUCUGUACCAUGGUUAAUAAUGGAAUACCCUUUGUUGAGGGAUAAUUCGAGCUUCCAUUUGGAUUUCGUGAUUUUUGGUACCAAUUCAUUCUGUGCUUUUGCUUUGAAUCUUGCGGUGUUUUUACUGGUGGGCAAGACAUCUGCUUUGACAAUGAAUGUUGCUGGGGUAGUGAAGGAUUGGCUAUUGAUUGCAUUCUCCUGGUCUGUGAUUAAGGAUACGGUCACGCCCAUUAAUUUGUUCGGUUAUGGGCUUGCCUUUUUAGGAGUUGCGUAUUACAACCAUUCUAAGUUGCAGGCACUCAAAGCCGCAGAGGGCCAGAAAAAGGCUCAGCAGGCAGACGAGGAAGCUGGUAGGUUGUUGGAGGAGAGAGAAGAAGGGAAUGAUAGGAAGAAUGAUAGUCAAAAUUAGGCUACUGAAAUGCAUGAGCUUGUACGAGGAGACAUGCAGAAGAGAACAGAUUGAUGAUGUUUAACAGUAGCUGCAAGAAUCGAAUUCAUAUCUCGGCAAAGUUUUGGAGUUUUGAGUUAGGUAUGCGUUCUUAGAUAUAUUAUUUUUUUGGGUUCAUCUAUUUAUUGUGGGGUUUAUGGGGUUGAUUUUAGUUGCCUAAUGUUGUAGUACAGAAUCUAUUUCUAUGACUGGAGAAUGAACUGUUGUGGAUCUAUAUGGGACUGAGCUUCUAGGAGGAAGCUGUCCAGAGUGUUUAACUAAUAUGUACUAUUAUUCACGA
Messenger RNA from Benincasa hispida (wax gourd), 1454 nucleotides. The record is from RefSeq and is a predicted model, not a curated record. NCBI's taxonomy places the organism in Eukaryota, Viridiplantae, Streptophyta, Magnoliopsida, Cucurbitales, Cucurbitaceae.